AUGGCCCAAUCCCGAUGGUGGCUGUAUGUCCAGGCUGUCUUCUGGCGCUUUCUGAUGCGCAUUGGAAUGUUCCUACACGAUAUCGGUCCGACUAGCCCACCGCGACCGUCCUUCACUCGCAGCGUGACCUCCGACAGCCAUGGAAACUCGAUCGUCCUCCACUUUUACUGUCCACCCGACUACCAUGAACAACGACGCUUAGGUCAUCGAUACCCAGUUGCCGUCAACUUCCACGGUGGCGGUUUCACCCUCGGCUGUGCCACUGAUGACUCCCGCUGGAUCAAGGUGAUCCUGGAUAAUGUCGGGGCGGUGGUUGUCAGUGUGAGCUACCGGCGGGCACCGGAGCACCCUUUCCCCGCCGCAGUGGACGACGGUGUCGAAGGUCUACUCUAUCUAGCAGCACAUGCCACCGAACUGGGCUUGGACGUGAGUCGAGUGGCGCUGAGCGGGUUCUCAGCCGGCGGAAACCUGGCAGUCACCGUGCCGUUGAGGUUGCGUAGCCGGAUAUCAUCCGAGAUCAAGGAAAACCUGGGCCGCGCAGAAUCAACCCAGAACCUCAUCAACCAGAUCAGUGAUCUUCACAUCGUUGCAUUGUUCUGCUGGUACCCUAUUCUGGACUUCCAGGAAUCACGGGACCAUCGCCGCGCGAUGAGUCUCAUGCCGAACAAGACGCUCCCUGCCUUCUUUACCACCCUCUUUGAUGAGGCUUAUCUGCCCAACCUGGAGGAUCGUGCUUCACCUUAUGCGUCUCCUGUGCGUGCCACCGAUCAAGUUCUAGCAGAGGCCCUCCCCCGUGAUGUCUUUUUGUUCAUCUGCGAGUGGGACAUGCUUAUGAAGGAGGGCCAACAAUUCGUGCGUCGCCUUGAAGGCCUUGGGAAACGCGUUCGGGCCAUGCUUAUCGAGAAGGCCAAGCAUGCGUGGGACAAGUCACCCAAUCCAUGGCGGGACCAGAACAGCGUGGAUGUUCUCUACCGUGAUGCCUGCGCCGACAUGAAGGCUAUCUUCGAUCGGUGA
This is a messenger RNA of Penicillium nucicola, 1014 nucleotides long. Its product is annotated as alpha/beta hydrolase. Lineage: Eukaryota; Fungi; Ascomycota; Eurotiomycetes; Eurotiales; Aspergillaceae. Gene Ontology annotation, molecular function: hydrolase activity. The transcript has a single exon. The record is from RefSeq and is a predicted model, not a curated record. The coding region runs from base 1 to 1014 and encodes 337 amino acids.